CUGGCCAUUGACUCAUUGAAAAAGACCAGUAAUGUCUGGUCACUCAUCACAUUCCCGUUGUUCGAGGCCUCGGACUUUGAUUCCGAUUUUGACAUUCUUUGCGUUUAUAUCUUAAGAAUUUUAGCGCGAGAAGUGUUUUACGUGAAGACACUCGAGAGAGAUAAAUUUGAUUGUGAUUUGGAGACUAAGUUUAAGACAUUGAGAGACACGAACCGUUUGAAGCAAUUCUCGGCACACAUUCAACAUCUCUUUGAAUCCGUGGAUUUAAUUCCAGAAAACUCGAGACUCUUAUUGAAUGCUUGGAAAGACUUUCUCAUAUCAAUAGCAAAGUUCGAUCCGUUCGGUCUGACCAAAGAGUUAAAGAUGAAUAUAAGCGAAGACAUAAUCGAUAGCCUUUUAGUCCAAUUGCGUAAACCACACGUCGAUAACAAUAUAAUUGCAAUAUUUGCCGAUAUUUUGUUGACUAUAUUUGACAAAUGGAAGGAAACGUGUAUUGAAUCACCCAAUGAAUGGCACUCACGAGUGGAACAGUUGCUCAAAUGUAUCGAAGAAGUGAAAGACAGCCUAUCGUUCAAUGUGUUGAAUUCAAUCGAGACUUUAGUUAUCAAAUACUUGCAAUUCUUCACAAACGACUUGAACUCUUCCGAAUGGAUCGUCUAUUCGGCCAAACUAUUGAACCAAAGUCUU
Molecule: messenger RNA, 687 nt
Organism: Medioppia subpectinata
Lineage: Eukaryota; Metazoa; Arthropoda; Arachnida; Sarcoptiformes; Oppiidae
Source: the annotation of a GenBank genome assembly